AUGGAGCCAGACGAGGCCACCGACAACGGAAACCAUGGUUCGACGCCCCGUCAAUUGGGUUGGUACAGGAGGGAAAUCCACGAGUAUUACCGUUAUGACCUGGACGACGAUGGGAUCGUCCAGAAGAUUGUCGAUAAUCCUAAUCCCAAUGCUGAAGAGGUAAACACGCGAGGGCGGGCAAGAACGCCCCCACCCCAGAAGGGAGCCGUCAAACAACGAGACGAGAAGCAUGCUAGUCCAGGCUCCGCCACAGCUGCCGAAGUAAGAGGAGCUACACCCGUUACUUUCAAAUUUUCUGCACCUGCCCCGAAAUACUUUUUAAAGGAGUCGAAACGUGCAAGCUCCAUUGUUGGCAAUACCUAUGGACCGACAAAGCUACAGACCACUCCGUUUAGGUCACAUGCAAGCAAAGGAGAGACUGCCUGGUAUUACAGCCAAUCACCAGCUGACUUGGAUGGACCACUUCCAGAAACGCCAAUUCCAAGAAUGCUGGGGACAAUAUACAUUCAUAGGAGCAUUAAGGACGGGGGAUAUCAAAUUUGGGUAUGGUUCAAUCGGGAUGGAAGGGGGCUUGGAUGGCAAUCCGUGGAUCUGAGUGUCAUGCCUCGACCAUUAUCCACAGCCCUCUUAAUGGUGACGACCAGGACAGCCCCAGUAUCAGCCAAACACUCUCACCCCUCAGUACCGAUCCACGCCCGUACCUCCCCAGAUCCACGCCUGUACCUAUCCAAGACAGCUCCUAAACCUCCCCCGACACGCGUCGAAACCCUCCUACACCUACCCCAUUAA
Lentinula edodes (shiitake mushroom) is the source of this 789-nucleotide messenger RNA. RefSeq lists its product as uncharacterized. The record is from RefSeq and is a predicted model, not a curated record. The coding region runs from base 1 to 789 and encodes 262 amino acids. The transcript has 4 exons. Lineage: Eukaryota; Fungi; Basidiomycota; Agaricomycetes; Agaricales; Omphalotaceae.